AUGGUAACUACACAAGAAACAUCAGUUGUCAUCGUCGGCGGCAGCCUCGUCGGCCUCUCAACCGCCCUCUUCCUCUCCCAUCUCAACGUGCCCACCAUCCUCAUAGAGCGCCACCCCGGCAGUUCCCUUCACCCUCGUGCCAUCGGCUACACUGCCCGCACAAUUGAACUCUUCCGUACCGUUGGCGUAGAGUCGAAACUCAAAGGAAUCCAAUGGUCAGGCGGCCCACCUCGCCGUAUCGUUGUUGAGAGUCUUGCCGGCAAGUGGACGAAGGAGCAAGGCUGGACACAGAAACCUAAAGGUGGACCUCCUGUCUCGUUUGCGGAAUACUCUCCUACAGAAGGUGUUGCUAUUGCUCAAGAUGUCAUUGAACCUGUUUUGAGAGAUCGGGCGAGGGAGCUUGGUGCGGAUCUUAGACUGGGUUUUACUGUUACGGGCUGGAGUCAAGAUAAUCAAGGCGUUACAGUCAAUGCCACUUCGAAUGACGGCGAAGAAAUUCAUGUCAAGGCAAGUUACAUGGUCGCAUGCGAUGGCAACCGCAGCCGUAUUCGAGAAAGUCUCGGCAUCCAGCGCCAUGGCGUUGGUCUUCUUCGGAAGCUCCAGAGCAUCAUGUUCAGAUGCGAGCCUCUACAGCAUUUCCUCGACCACGGCUACAGUCAAUUCCAGAUCGAAGGUCGCGAAGAUGGUUUCGAGGCUUUCAUGACCACUUAUGGCGGUGGGCGAUGGAUGUUGGCUUGGAACGAAGAUGUCGACGAUCCUGAAGCUGUUCUAGAUGACGCCACCCAGCGCGACAUGAUCCGCAAGGCUUCUGGUGUACAGGAUCUCCGUGACGAGGACAUCCAACUCAUCACCACUGGAAAAUGGGACAUUGGUGGUCUCAUCGCGGAUAAGUUCUCUUCUGGUCGCGUCUUCCUGGCUGGCGAUGCAGCUCAUGCCCUACCUCCGAAUCGCGGCGGCUAUGGAGCAAACACUGGUAUAGCCGAUGCACAUAACCUUGCUUGGAAGCUUGCAUCUGUACUUUGUGGUGAAUCAUCGCCAGAACUUCUUGAUACAUACGACGUUGAGAGAAGACCUGUCGCAGACGUCCGACAUGACCAGAUCUUUGCGAGGGAGGACUACAAGCGAUACGUCGUCAACAAGGAAUGGCCUGGAAAGAAUGUUGAGAUAAUGGAUGAUGUGGCGAUGGAAUUCGGGUAUUUUUAUAACUCAAAGGCCAUCGUCGGUGGUCCAGAUGGAUCAGCUCCCGUAAAGAGGCCAAAUGAGUGGAAUGGACAGCCAGGCACCAGAGCACCGCACGUUGCACUCAAAGGUGAUAAUGGCUCAACUCUAGACUGUUUCGGUACAACAUGGGUUAGUAUAUCAAAAGAGAAGAGAUGGAGCCAGCUCGUGGCAGAGGCAUAUAAAACGACAGGCGUAAAGAUUGUGUUUGUGCACGUUGGAGGUGACGUUACCGAAAAGAAUAAGGGCGACUUCAACAGGCUUUAUGGGGUGGAUGAUAGCGGCUGUUCGUUGAUUCGGCCAGAUGGCUUCGUUGCUUGGAGAGCACCGAUAUGGUCGGCUGAAGCACAGAAGGAUUUCAUGCAGGCGUUGGGUCAGGUCUCCCUCUCGUCGAAGCAUACAGAUGAGUUGCGGUGA
Molecule: messenger RNA, 1635 nt
Organism: Fusarium fujikuroi IMI 58289
Lineage: Eukaryota; Fungi; Ascomycota; Sordariomycetes; Hypocreales; Nectriaceae
Product: related to phenol 2-monooxygenase
Exons: 1
Coding region: 1-1635 (544 amino acids)
Molecular function (GO): FAD binding
Source: RefSeq, a predicted model, not a curated record